GGCGCACGUUCCUCCUUGGACGAACGAUCGCAAGAGUUAUUUCGAUAGAAAGCAGAAACAUUGCGAAACACAGUUUGUAUUCUGCCUUCCAUCGUUAAAAACAAUAAUCAUAAGUUAAUCUUCGAGUUUUCAAUCUUGAAUUAACCCGAUAACAUCCUUAUGCAUGGAUUUCAUUUGAGAUGGAGCGACCGAAUUGAAAGACUGCAAAAGGAGGCAAGUUAUGGAAUUCGUCUGCCAGUUUGAUGUUAGGGAAAUCUUGGGCCAGGGAUCUUUUAGUGAAAUCAAAAGAUGCAUCGAUAAACGGACGAGACAAGCUUUCGCUGUGAAGGAAAUUAGCUGUGACACGCAGGAACAGAGGGAGAGAAUUGAACAUGAAAUCGAGAUUCUCCAUGAACUUAAUCAUCACAACAUUCUUAAGCUUCAUCACUGCUAUCCUGCUUUUGACAAAUACUACUUGGUCUUAGAACUGGCGUUUGGAGGAGAGCUUUUCGAGGACCUGGUAUCCAGAAAUGCCUUCUCAGAGAGCACGGCACGUGAGGCGAUGCUACAGCUGUUUACUGCUGUGGAAUACAUCCACGGGCUCAGAAUUGUACGUAGGAAUAUCAGACCUGAAAAACUUAUUCUUACCUGGAGGUCAGCGGAAAACAACAAUCAUUUCCCUCCACUGAAACUCAGCGGAUUUGGUUUGGCCAAAAAACUACCAGAACAUUCCGACAUCAUUUCUUGUCCAAUAGAGGGAUCUCCAUUAUAUCUUGCCCCCGAAACAGUGACAAGACAACCAAUUGGUAGGGAAGUAGACAUUUGGGCGUGCGCUGUGAUAUUCUAUACAAUGCUGGCUGGUUACCCUCCUUUCUGGAGCACAAAUCGAGGUGAACUCUUCGGAGUUAUUGCGCUUGGAAAAUAUAAUUUUCCAGAUCAAGAGUGGAAAUCUAUAUCUGAUGGUGCUAAGCGGCUGCUAAAAGGCAUGCUCAUGGUCGAUCGAAAUGAACGAGUGACAGCGACAGAACUUGUGAAAGAUCCGUGGACCCAAAAUAGAAAGUUAUCUACGGCUCAUCGGAAGGGGACUCUGGAUCAUCUAAGUGCUUUUAACGCCAAAAGGAAGCUCAGGGGGGCUGUGUACACAAUCUUUGCCAUGAAGAGAAUGAUGGAAAACCCAGAACCUUUGCCUCUGACAAAUGGUGUCAAAUCAUAGAAUAAGAUUAUUUAGAUAUAAGCACAGUAUUUUAAACUCAAAAUAUUUUCUCGUUGCAAAUGGAAAUGGACUUCAUGAGUGAUGUUAGUGCCUGGUUAGUUUGAAGAUCUAGACUCCUAACAGUAGUCAGUAUUUUGUUAGUUCUUGCGUCAUUCUUACGAUGUGCAUUAAUUUUGGCAAUACAUGGAAAUUGCCACUUGAAGUAAGGUUCAAUUUUGCCUCCCCUGAUAUCAUUUAAUUUAAUGACUAUGUAAACACCAAAUAGCCCAGUUUUAAGUUUAUAAAGUUUGAAAAAGAGAAAUCUUAUGUCUCCUCUCGCAGUGGGGUGUGGAGAGGAUUUUAGGGAUGUUGAGGUGAAGGGCUAGUCUCGUCCCAGACCUUUCACGGUCAAGUGGUAGUUACACGGUAAGAUCUGGGUACGAGAUUAGAGAAGGGCUGUUCACUGGCAUUUUAAUUUGGUUUUAAACGAGUUCUAAAUUUUCGACUGAACCCGUUCUUUUCUUCGAGUUGUCGUUUUAUUUUAUUUCGUACAACUAGUAUUUAAAGCUAAACAAAUGGGAAAUAGAAACGCUUUUCAGAGAAUUUGAUUGGAAAUAUUCGGUCUCUUUUUAUCUAGUAGAUGAGCAGAAUUUUUUUCGUUUACAAAUGAAAGAGAAGAUUGUAGAUUCUUGAUAGAAGUGAAAACUUGCCGAAUUGAAAAAGCUUUGUGGUAUACAGUAAAGUUAUUACUUAGAGGAGAGACGGAAAUAAAAAUAAUUUAACAGUC
Pocillopora damicornis (cauliflower coral) is the source of this 1958-nucleotide messenger RNA. RefSeq names its product calcium/calmodulin-dependent protein kinase type II alpha chain. NCBI's taxonomy places the organism in Eukaryota, Metazoa, Cnidaria, Anthozoa, Scleractinia, Pocilloporidae. The record is from RefSeq and is a predicted model, not a curated record. Gene Ontology annotation, molecular function: protein kinase activity; ATP binding. Gene Ontology annotation, biological process: protein phosphorylation.